GCGGAGCGCGUUGCUCUCUGGCAGCAGCAGGGGCCGGUGCUGCCCGGUUGGGGGCUCCGCGCUCCCAGAGCUCAGUGUGCGCGCGGCGCCGUCCCUGUUGCCAGGUCUGUGCUGCGGGGUAGCGGCGCUCUUGCCGGGAGGCGGCGGCGGCGGACUUCGGCGCCGCUCAGAGGCAGCCCGGGGGAGCGGAGCAGCUGGGGCGCAGCAGAGUUGGUCCCGCAGCGCCGCCCCUCGCUCCUCCACUCGGCGGUAACUACUCCGGGCGGGGGAGCCCGCUCCGCUCCGCUUCGCUCCGCUCCCGGAAACUCUCGGCGUCUCUUGGGAAGGAGGCGGCGGGGCAGGGGGCUGAGCGCGGCCGGAGCAGGGGAACUUCGGGCGGACGCGUGAGGACUCCCGCUGCCGCUUCCCGGACAGCCCGGCCGGAGGAAACUUUUCCCUGUGAGCCGGGGCAGGCAGCGGGCCCGGCGGAGCCAGCGAGCGCCCCCAGAAGUUGAGCGGGCGCUGUCAGAGCCCCGGCCGGGUGAGCGCGCUGCGGGCUGGGAGCUGCUGGCGGCGGGGCCCCGCUGCCCGCGGACAUGAAGCUGAGCAGGCAGUUCACGGUGUUCGGUAGCGCGAUCUUCUGCGUCGUGAUCUUCUCCCUCUACCUGAUGCUGGACAGGGGCCACUUCGACCAUCCCAAAAGCCCCCGCCGGGAGGGCACCUUCCCCAAGGGCCAGCUUUCAAUAUUACAAGAGAAAAUAGACCACUUAGAACGUUUGUUGGCAGAAAAUAAUGAGAUUAUUUCCAACAUAAGAGAUUCUGUGAUCAAUCUGAGUGAAUCUGUGAAGGAUGGUCAAAGAAACCCAGAGGCCAUAAAUUUCAGUCAAGGAUCUUUUUCUGAGCUUCUGCCAUCUGCUCUAGUAUCCCUCACAGUUGAUCCUGAGGAUUGCUCAUUUGCUUCAAAAAGUGGAAGUCAAGAUUCAAAUGUACAGAUGUUGGAUGUCUAUGAUAUUCUUCCUUUCGAUAAUCCAGAUGGUGGAGUUUGGAAACAAGGAUUUGAUAUCACGUACAAUGAAAAUGAAUGGGAUGAUGAACCUCUUCAAGUGUUUGUUGUGCCUCACUCACAUAAUGAUCCAGGUUGGUUGAAGACUUUUGAUGACUACUUCAGAGAUCAGACACAACAUAUCCUAAACAACAUGGUGGUAAAACUGCAAGAAGACAACAAGAGGAAGUUCAUGUGGUCUGAAAUCUCUUACUUUUCAAAGUGGUGGGAUGGAAUAGAUAGCCAAAAAAAGGAUGCUGUUAAAAGAUUAAUAGAAGAUGGCCAGUUUGAAAUAGUAACAGGAGGAUGGGUCAUGCCUGAUGAAGCUUCUUCUCAUUACUUUGCUUUAAUUGACCAGCUGAUAGAAGGACAUCAGUGGCUGGAGAAGACUCUAGGAGUAAAACCGAAGUCUGGUUGGGCCAUCGAUCCCUUUGGGCAUUCGCCAACAAUGACUUACCUUCUGAAACGCUCAGGAUUUUCCAACAUGGUUAUACAGAGAAUUCAUUACUCGAUUAAAAAAUAUUUUGCAACCCAGAAGACGCUAGAAUUUUUUUGGAGACAGAACUGGGAUUUGGGAUCCAGUACAGAUAUCCUUUGCCACAUGAUGCCUUUCUACAGCUAUGAUGUUCCUCAUACUUGUGGUCCAGAUCCUAAAAUCUGUUGCCAGUUUGAUUUUAAGCGUCUUCCUGGAGGAAGAGUAAGUUGUCCCUGGAGAGUUCCUCCUGAGGCCAUUCAUACUGGGAAUGUUCAGCACAGGGCUUGGAUGAUUUUAGAUCAGUACAGAAAGAAGUCAAAGCUUUUCCAUACUAAAGUUCUCUUGGCUCCAUUAGGGGAUGAUUUCCGCUACAGUGAGAGCUCAGAAUGGGAUCAGCAGUACCAGAAUUACCAAAAGCUUUUUGAUUUUAUGAACUCUCAUCCUGAGUUACAUGUUAAGGCCCAGUUUGGGACUUUAUCAGAUUAUUUUGAGGCUCUGCGCAAAGCAGGUAAUUUGGAGGAAAAGAACAGCAAUUCAGUUUUUCCUGUUCUGAGUGGAGAUUUCUUCACAUAUGCAGACAGAGAUAAUCAUUAUUGGAGUGGAUACUUUACAUCACGACCCUUCUACAAAAGACUAGAUAGAGUUCUGGAAUCCCAUUUAAGAGCUGCUGAGAUCCUUUAUUCUUUGGCACUAGUAGAGUCUAAAAAAUCUGAGAAGAUGAAUGCAUUUCCUUCAGUGGACCAUUACAAAUUGCUGACGGAGGCUAGGAGGAAUGUAGGACUCUUUCAGCACCAUGAUGCCAUCACAGGAACAGCUAAAGAUUGGGUAGUUGUGGAUUAUGGAACUAGGCUUUUCCACUCAUUAAUGAAUUUGAAGAGAGUGAUCAUUGACUCUGCUCAUAUUCUUAUCCUAAAAGACAAAGAUACCUACAGCUACAACCCAUCAGCUCCGUUCCUUAAGAUGGAUGAUGAUCAAUCCUCACAAGAUUCUCUGCCACGCAAGACAGUUAUAAAGCUGAGUAUACAGCCAAGAUUAAUAAAGCCUGCACUACAAGAGGAACAAGGAAAGGAUUUUAGUGAAGGAACACUUAAGAGGGCCAGACCAAAAUUACAGCCUGUAUUUACUAGGCACGGUACAUACUCCCAGUACCUUUUGGUUUAUAAUCCUACAGAACAGGAGCGGUUCUCAGUGAUUUCAGUCUAUGUGAAUUCACCCAAAGUUAAAGUAUUAUCUCCUUCAGGGAAACCUGUUAUGGUCCAGGUUAGUGGAGUAUGGGAUGAAACAACUACAGUAUCACAUGAAGCAUAUCAGAUCUCUUUCAUGGUGCACCUACCACCUUUAGGUCUGGGAGUUUAUCAGCUUUUGGAGGUUCUGAGUUCAGAAAUGGUCUUGGCUGAUUAUAAUAUAUAUACUAGUGGAGGAAAUAAUGUGCAGGUGAACCCAGAUAAAGUUUUCAAGAUCAAGGAGAUGCAAAAUUCUGCAGAUGACAUUACUUUAGAGAACUCCUACAUGAAACUAUGGUUUUCUGGGAUCUCAGGGCUUCUGAAGAAAAUUAACACAAAGGAAGAUGGCAAAAAUCAUCAAAUAAAAGUGGAGCUUGCUUGGUAUGGAACCACAAGUAACAGAGAUAAGAGCGGGGCUUAUCUCUUCUUACCAGAUGGAGAGGCCAAGCCUUAUGUUUUCACAGAUCCACCUACCAUAAGAGUUACUCAUGGAAGGAUUUUCUCAGAAGUUACUUGUUUUUUCCAUCAUUUGACACACACAGUGCGACUCUACAAAGUUCAGGGAUUGGAAGGUGAGUCUCUUGAGCUGUCCAAUAUUGUGGACAUUAGAGGAGAAUACAAUCGUGAGAUUGCAAUGAGAAUUUCAUCUGACGUAAACAGCCAAAACAGGUUUUACACUGACCUUAAUGGAUAUCAGAUUCAGCCCAGAGUGGCAAUGAACAAAUUGCCUCUUCAAGCAAAUAUCUAUCCAAUGACUACAAUGGCUUAUAUCCAGGAUGAUGGCAUUCGUUUGACUCUACAUUCUGCUCAGUCUCUAGGUGUUACAAGCUUGAAAAGUGGACAGAUAGAAGUCAUUAUGGACCGUCGACUUAUGCAGGAUGACAACCGUGGCCUUGGACAGGGUCUCCAAGAUAACAAGAUCACAGCUAAUCUGUUCCGACUUCUGCUGGAGAGAAGAAAUGAAGUAGAUGAGAAAGAAGAGAAGUCAUCAGUCAGUUUUCCCUCUCUUCUGAGCCAUAUGACUUCUUCUUUCAUAAAUCAUCCUGUAAUUCCAAUGACUACAUAUGCAGAAUCUGGUGUCCCACAGAUUUUGAAUGCCUUUUCUCCACUCACUUCAUCCAUGCCUUGUGACAUGCAUGUGGUCAAUCUAAGGACAAUACAAUCAAAGGCAGAUUCUGGGCCAUCUGAUGAAGCAGCCUUGAUCCUUCACAGAAAAGGAUUUGACUGUAAAUUUUCAAACAAAGACACAGGGCUAUUAUGCUCUACUACUCAGGGAAAGAUAAAGGUGCACAAACUCUUUAAUAAGCUAAUCGUUGAAAGUCUUAUACCUACAUCUUUAUCUUUGAUGCAUUUGCCUCCAGAUACCAGAAAUAUUAGUGAGAUCAAUAUGAGUUCUAUGGAGAUAAAUACGUUCCGGAUUCGACUGAGAUGAAACCUGGCUUUAAUAUUCAUAUAGUGAGGAGGAAUUUGCAGUUAUAUUUCCUCUAAGUUUGACGUGCAAUAAAGAAGCACAUUGUUAUUCCAGCUUCUGGAUACUGUGAGAAAACAUGCAUUCUAGAAUUAUUUUUUUGACCAACACAGUGAAUAGCCAUGUUGCAAACAACUUUUUUGUUUUUACAUAAAAUACCAACAUCAGUAUAAGUUAACGCAACACAUGAAGAAAUUUCUAAGGAUGUUAACCUCUAGACAACAAAUUGAAUCUCAGGUUAAAUGAUAAUUAAUGGUUUCUGGGGUUUUUUGUUUUUGAAGGGAGAGGGAGUGGGACUUAAAUGACUUGUUUUGCUGAGCCUUGAUUAAUUUAUAUACAAAUAAUUGCAAUGUUGAAAUCCCUAAUAAAGCUUGGAACUUAAAUGGAAUAAAAAGCUCUUGUGUAAUAGCUAAUGUCCAAAUAUUUGAAACCAUUUAUAUAAGUGACCGUAAUCUCAGUUUAUUCCAUAUUGAAUUUCAAUUUAUUCUAUGGGAUGGAGAUUUGAAUUCUGUGGUAAAGUGAAAGACCGGAGACUUUGUCUCGUAAGCGAUGGUAGAUUUUAACACUUUUUGCCCUACCAUCACUUUGUGAAUUUCAUAGCUUAAGAAAAGAGAGAUUUUCAAAUUAAUCCUGCAAUGGAAAAUUAUAGAAAUAUUUAAUAAAAGUCCCAUUUUGUUACUUGACACAUUGGGAUAUGUGCAAUUAUUCCAUUAUCAUAUACAAUAAAAAAGUAAAUCUGUAAUAAUCAUGAAUACAAGAUUUUUUUACAAAACUCAUUUGGAUACUGAUGUUCUCUGAAAUGGGUUUUCUAUAUCAAGAUUACCAUAUCAAGAUAAAUGUGCCUUAUUUUUUAAUGUGUCCCGUUACUAUUUUACUGUCCACAUCACUGUUUUGGGGAAAAGGGUAGUUUAUAUAAAUACUUAAACUGUGUGUCUUCUAUUUGACCAUGCUGGCCACACUCUGAUCUAUGUCCUCCAGCACCAAAUUUGUGCUGUGUUGUUCUGAACAUUUUGACUAUUUGAAUGUACUGAAACAAUGUCAUAAAACUAAAUAUUGAAAGAAUAAGGAAUAUUGUAAUAUUCAAAUUCAGCCACUGUCAAGGAAACUGCAACUUGAUGCAGAGACUUUAUAGUGUGUAAGACAUAGUUUGCAAAACCCAUCAUACAAUGUAUUUACAUUUCACAGAUUGUAGUAAACUGUGCAUUGAGAAUCACGUGCCUAUAUUUUAAAAAUGCCACUCUUCAAACCUAAUAAUCAUGCUUACAUAUGUUGUCAAUGUUUACCUUAUUGAGGAAUAGCAUCUUACUCCUCUCAUUUUCACCAUAUCAAGUAUUUUACAUUGAGUGCUGAAGCCAUGUGAGUAUGAAAAUUCUAUUUCCCUGAAUACAGCUACUGUUUACAAUUAAAAUAUACUAAUUUGCAUCUGAGUAUUAUUCCCUUUACUGAUCUUCCUUAAUCUUUGUACCUCUGACUUCAUUUUGCUUAGGCUUUAUUUAUGCGUUCAUCGGUGAUUUUCUUUAAUAUUAACAGAUGAUAAAUCCUCUUAACUGGAAAAGACGUACUGUCUGCUAACUCUAAAAUUGACUGCUGUACUAUUUUAAUUAGGUAAUUUUGGUGCUGUGGUAUAUCAAUUUAUAUCUUGUAGCCAUACAUCCAACUUCAAACAUACAAAAAAACGUAAAAAUUUAAUUUUAUGUAUUGUCAUGGUUUGGAUCUCUCUCUAUCAUGAUUGCAUAAUUCAUAAUUUAGUUCAAUCUGCUAAAUAUUUUGUACUUAAGAGUAGAAUAUUUAGCAGAAUCUGGUGUGAAUUACAUCAAGGAUAUAUUGACCACUAACCAUUUAUGAAAAGUAAGAAUUAUAUUUGAGAGUAUAUAGAACAGUAAAUUGAUAUUUUCAUGCAAUAAACAUGUACUGUAAGUUUUCUUCAUUACAGUAUUUGAAUUUUUCUCCCUUUUUAGUUGAAAUUUACAAUCUUUAGGCUUGCCAGCAGAAAAUUGUGGUAACAUUUUCUAUUUUUGUUGCAUAUGUAGAUGAGAAAUCUUCAGAGCACUCUGUAGAUUCUGUGCAAAGAGGAUAUUCAAAAUAUCUUAAAUUCUGUUAAGUAGAAAAUUUAAAAUUUUGAUGCAAUAAAUUUUAAAGUAUUCUUACGUGUGGGACUUGUUUCCAAAGGAUCUGUUUCAAUAUAAUUAAACAAUGUAUUGUAUCAGUUUUUCAUUUGUCACCAGCUGUACAGUCAUAAUGCCUGAAUACUCCUUAACCAGCAGACUUCUGCUUUGUUCUAGUAAUUUUAAUUUUUUAUCAGAAGGAAAAACUGAAAUGCAUUCUGUUUAAGUGAUAAAUUACGGUAAAUUAUGACUUUAAGUCAAUUUGAGGCCCAAUAUUGAACUCCUUAAUACCAAUCAAAAUUUCCACCAAAGUCAGCAAACAGAGAUUUUGCCUAGGUGAUCAAUUCAAGAUUGGGCUCUUGCUUUUCUUCCAUGCCUCCUGUGAAUGGUUACUCAAUACUUUAAUUGUAUUAUUGCAGUUUUGGUGACAUAUUUGGUUUUCUGUUCAUUAACUAUAUAUACACCAAUUAAUCAUGUUCUUUUACAUUUUUUCUAAUUUUCAUAGCUGCACUGGUGGUUAAGAGAUCCAAGCAUCCUUAUUUUCCACAAAUAUGGAUUUAAAUAAAAUGCUGUUCAAGAUAUGGUUUCAAACAUUGUACUUAUUUUCCAGACCAGAGUUGUACCUGUACUGAGAUUUUUUUUACAUUCCCUUAUCUUAAAUGUCUUUGAUUUUUCUUGUUCAUCAUAUCUCUGAAAUGAAAUGAAACAAACUGAUUUAAAUGGAAGGUUUUUGAUAUUUUCUCUUGGAAGGUUUUAUAUCUUUUUGGGGAAAUGGAAUAUAAGAUCUCUAAUAAAAGAUAACCUUAUGGUGA
Messenger RNA from Mauremys mutica (yellowpond turtle), 7104 nucleotides. RefSeq names its product mannosidase alpha class 2A member 1 (gene MAN2A1). NCBI's taxonomy places the organism in Eukaryota, Metazoa, Chordata, Testudines, Geoemydidae. Gene Ontology annotation, molecular function: carbohydrate binding; alpha-mannosidase activity. Bases 576 to 4151 code for a protein of 1191 amino acids. Gene Ontology annotation, cellular component: Golgi membrane. The transcript is spliced from 24 exons. The record is from RefSeq and is a predicted model, not a curated record. Gene Ontology annotation, biological process: protein deglycosylation; mannose metabolic process; N-glycan processing.